AUGGUUUUUAAGAAACCUAAUAUUUCUCCUGACGUUUUUGAGGCUCUUCUCGGUUAUGUUUAUAGUGGAACUAUUGAUCUUGUAAGAACGGAUCCAAGAAUUCUCAUCGAAUUACUUCCAGCGGCUGAUGAAUUAGCUCUUACUGAAUUAUGUGACCAUCUCGAAGAACAUCUUAUAGAUUAUAAUGUCAGAUCUUCGAUAAAACAAAAUUUUGUUCUUUCACAUCGAAUAGCGAAUCAACAUCGUUUUGAAAAAUUCUCUUCUUUAUGUGAAAAAAUUCUCAGUCUAGAUCCCGGCGCAUUGUUUAACGCUAACGAUUUCGCUGACAUAGAACAUGAUGUUUUAUUAUCCAUUUAUCGUGAUUGUCAUUCUCAAUACAGAGAAAUAGAUUUAUGGAAUAAGUUAUUGGAAUGGUCAAUUGUAAACACACCUUCAUUACCUCACGACAUAUCGCAAUGGACGAUCGAUGAUAUAUCAACUUUUGGUGCUUUGGCGAAGCCUUUCAUUGAAUAUAUAAAUCUUAUUUUUAUAAGCCCUGAUGACUUUUUUCAUAAAAUUAGACCUUUUCGCAGAAUUUUUGAUGUAGAAUAUUAUAUACAAAUCUUGGAAUAUCAUAGCUUCGCUCAACUUCGUGAAAAUACGCUUCUUAAUAGACCUGUUCAACCAAAGUUGGAUUCAAAGAUAAUUUCUAUGCAGCAUAUGGCCAUGAUUUCUAAAUGGAUUACUGAAUCUAAAGAU
Molecule: messenger RNA, 738 nt
Organism: Racocetra persica
Lineage: Eukaryota; Fungi; Glomeromycota; Glomeromycetes; Diversisporales; Gigasporaceae
Source: the annotation of a GenBank genome assembly